This is a messenger RNA of Megachile rotundata (alfalfa leafcutting bee), 12786 nucleotides long. RefSeq names its product unc-13 (gene unc-13). Gene Ontology annotation, cellular component: plasma membrane; terminal bouton; presynaptic membrane. The record is from RefSeq and is a predicted model, not a curated record. Gene Ontology annotation, molecular function: phospholipid binding; calmodulin binding; diacylglycerol binding. Gene Ontology annotation, biological process: synaptic vesicle priming; synaptic transmission, glutamatergic; presynaptic dense core vesicle exocytosis. Lineage: Eukaryota; Metazoa; Arthropoda; Insecta; Hymenoptera; Megachilidae.
UCGUUUUCCUACGGAUCUCCACGUCGCAUCAAGUGCAGCUUGGCCAAUUAAGCGAAACUCUCAGCGUUAAGCCAAACUACUAGAACAUCUUCGAACAUGUCGCUGCUCAGCGUCACGGUGAAGAAGGCGAGGUUCGUCUGCGAGGAAGCGGAACAAUUCAACUCCUACGUAACACUGAAGCUGCAGAAUGUGAAGUCGACGACGGUAACGGUGAAAGGGGCCAAUCCAUGCUGGGAGCAAGACUUUCUUUUCGAAACGAACGACAUGAACACGGGUCUUCUGGUCGAGGCUUGGUGCAAGGGUUUCCUGUGGGAUCGUUUCUUGGGCUACUACUACGUCCCAUUAUCAGAAGUGUCCUACAUGAACGAGGAGGGUUCAGGACAAUGGGUCAGCCUCGAUUCGGAGCUCGAGAUGAGAGGUGCCGAGAUCAUCGGCACGAAAAAGCCAACCGGCCACUCUCUUCUCAUAGACUGCCGUUUGGAGCUUCCUUUCGACCCUGAGAACACGGAGGCGGCGGAUCUGCAGAGGAAGCUGGAAAUGCUGAACAACAUGAUGGACCAGGAAGCAAGAGCCGAACAGGCACGACGACAGAUAUUGUACAAUAUAGGCCACUCGGGUUACUCAGAGGAUUCGGACUAUACGUCAGACCUGAAUUAUCCAGUAGGCGGACAGGGUGCAAACAGCUCGGCUUCGCAGUUUCGUACCGCUGCCAACCAAUUGGCUACCCCUCAAAGAUCUCUCGAGACCUCGAGAGAAAAUAGCUACGAGAGGGACGAUCAUCAGAUUCCAGCCACAGUCGGAGGAAGACUAGCUCCAAGCAAUUACGGAACUUACGGUGGAUCGGGACACAGUCCACGUUACGACGAACCAUACCCAGAAGAAGGUCCACCGCAAAGGUAUUCUCAGUCUCAGCACGCUUCAGAAUCUUCCGAGCCACUCUUCUACAAUAGUAGACCAAGACACUAUAAGGAAUACAGAAGACGGAAGCACACGUGGGAUUACGAGGACAGCCAAGACGGCUGGUACAGCGAGGGUUACGACUAUCACGGCACGAGAGUCGACGAAACGAGGAUCUACAGCGAUACCGAGUACUAUCCGACCACUACGAGCUCCUCCAGGCGAAGAGGCCCUCAUAGAAGACCGUCUUUGGAGAGACAGAUGACUUUAUACGACGACCACUCUUAUUAUACCGAUGAAUAUAGCAGCGACGGGAGAGUAGGGAAAAUGAGUGCCACGUAUCCCGAAUGCCAGACGGAUAUCAGAUACAAUGAGUACUACGAUACCACCACGGGAUACGGAUAUCAAGAUGAAAGUAGGUACGGUCAAGAUGACGAGGACAGGCAAUGGGACAGCGGAGGGAAAUGGUACCUAGGAAGUAGUACCUAUUACGAGAAUAAAAGGAAUAGGAAAACGCUUCCCCAGAGGCCUGCAUCUAGUAUCGGUAUUCAUCGACCUGACUAUAGACCAACAGUUACCAGACAGCGCAGCUAUGAAUCGGAGGAACUGAAUUACAGUAGUCACAGUACUCGUCGUAGAAAACCGCUUCAACCGCAGCAACGACCGUCGUCCAGGCAAGAAGGGACGGGAAAGAAACUACCUCCGACACCAACAACGCCAAGCAACGUUAUUAUCAGCCGUAAGCUUGCCUCCUUACCUGCCACACCGAGCAGGCAACUGCCAAAGACUAGAACUCCUUCCGAGGAGAGCUACUACAAGUCUGACUACAACGAGGACUAUAAUUACGCUUAUCGCAGCCAAGAUAACUUACCUCAGGAUACCUACAUUGACAGUAUAUAUAGCGAGCAAAGUGGUUACGACCAGAUGCACGUGCCUGGCAAAACUCAAUAUGCCGAGGAUAGUCAAUAUGGGUCCAGUUACACGCCCCAGGUCGAUGACCAUUACGGUCGUUCGUAUCAAGAGCCACAGACACAGGAUACGUACGAUCAAACGUAUUUACAGAACUCGUACAAGGACGAGUAUCAAAAGCCUUACGUGGAACAAAACACUCAGGUUUAUCAGGAUACGUAUCAGGACAUGACAUAUCCGAACGCGAGCCAGCCGAACGAUCAGUACGCUAGCCAGCCCAACGAUCAAUACAGGAAAACGAGCAGGGACAUGAUAAUCGAAGAUAAUUAUCAGGUGAUGAGCUACGAUAAGAACAACGUGCAGUAUCAGGACAGGACGAAGGUUCAUUCGUACAAGGAAGAUACGUAUCAGGAGCAAUACGACGAUUACAGCGUGUCCGUACCGGCGAGUGUAUACGACCAAAACAACGUAACGAACACGUAUAAUCAGUAUCAACAAGAGCAAUACGAUUCUCAGUACAAUAUAAAUACGUCGACCGGUUAUCAGAAGUCUUAUCCGGACACGUACAAUCAGGAGACCUACAACAGAGACGUCUACGAUCAGGAUACGUACAAUCAGGACACUUAUAAUCAGGAAUCUUACAAGCAGGAGCCAUACAAUCAGGAAUCUUACAAACAGGACACCUACAAGCAAGAUACUUACAAACAGGAUGUCUACAAACAGGACGCUUACAAACAGGAUGCGUACAAACAGGAUGUCUACAAACAAGAUGCCUACAAACAGGAUGCUUACAAACAGGAUGCCUACAAGCAGGAUGUUUAUAAAGAGGACACUUACAAUCAGGAAACCUACAACGAGGAUACGUACAAACAGGAACCUUACAAGGAGGAGCCCUAUAAGCAGGACACUUACAAUCAAGAUGGCUAUAUCCAGGACACAUACAACCAAGAAACGUACAAUCAGGGUACGUACAAUCAGGAAACGUACGGUCAGGAUACAUACAGUCAAGACACCUACAACCAAGUACCCGUUACGUCGCAAAGCAAUUACGAAGAUGCCUACAGUAAACCGCAGAAAGACUACGUGGAUUAUCAGACACCGUACAGUAAAGAGGAGCCCGUUACAACGUACAAGAACGAGUACGAGGAUCAGUACCAAGACUAUCCCGAUCAAUACGAGGAGUCUUAUCACGAUUCCUAUCAAGGGUCGUUCGAGGAGCGUUACAAAGACAGUCCAUCGGGCAGCACGGAAAGGAGACCGAGCGAAGUUCCAGAAUUGUCGGUGACAACACCGAGGGGUCAGACCAGAGCGAACGGCUACCAAUCGAGCGAGUCUGACUAUUACUACACGUCGCAGGAAAGUCAGGACGUGUCGUCGACGGGUGUACCCAGGAGGAAGAAGCUCGAGAAACGCGAAGCUAGUCCUCUAGUCCAACAGAACACCGAUUCUUUGGAAUCUAGAGACGACGAGCUGAAGGAGUCUAUCGAAACUGCCGUGAGUUCGAUCAGCAGCAUACCUCAGAAAAAAGGAAUCAGCGACUAUUCGACGGCAGGCGAUUCCAGUCCUGCUGCCCCUACUUUGGUCGAGUCCCCGCAAAGUACGGUGCAGCCUCCGACGACGAUGGUCAAUCACGUCACGUCCAAUCACGUUACGACCAGCAUGACGGUCACGGCGAUGGUGCACACCACCACCACGGCGAACGGGAAACGCUUGACCAGGACCGAAUCCUAUCAGGAGGAGGUGAUAGAGGACGAAGAGUACCCAGAGAUCAUUCCGAAGGAACCGCAGAGGAAAGAUUCGCAAUUGUCACAUCAAAGCCAACUCAGUCAGCAUUCUUCUCAGCACAGCCAACAUUCUCAGAAACCGAAACUCACCAGAGGCGAUUCGUAUGCUUCCGAUCAUUAUCCUGAAGAAUCGUACAGCAGAAGAAGUUCGUACACGCAACCCACCAGAAAGGAUUCCUUCUCUUCGACCACGCAGGAGAACUUCAAACCACAUCUUGCUAGGACUGACUUUUAUCAGAAGAGAGACUGCUUGGGGCAGAGCUUCUCUGGUCCUCAGCCGAUCUCCAGAGCGGAGAGCUAUCAACGGGGAUAUUUCAAGGAUCAGGAAUCUAUUGAGGAGCCGGAAGUCAUCAGUAAUGCAGUGAACGACGACUACAAGAUGAGGGACGAGCCUCUUGAAAGGUACGAACGAGGCGAUGAAGCGAUGCUUCGUAGCUCUCGAGAGGGCUCGUUGGUGGACACGUACAAAACGACACCGCCUAUGUCUCACACCGAGAGUCCACGUGGGAGUAUAACGAAACAAGCGUCCUUAGAAGAAAGUGUUCAAAUGGACACUCCACCAAGGAGUCCACCGGAACCACCACCUGACGAGGAGCUUCUCGAGAUGGUCGGUGCAGCACCUGUGCCUACGCAGCUGAAGGAACGACCGGAAAUGACAGCGAGACAACGAUGGCAUUGGGCGUACAACCAAAUUGUCAUGCAGCUACGGAACGGCAGCGGACCUGGUGGCGAAUCGGGCGGACGUGGCAACGGGCAUCUCGGGGACAAUCCGUUCUACAGCAACAUCGACAGCAUGCCGGACAUUCGACCGCGUCGAAAGUCGGUGCCAUUGGUCUCCGAGCUGGUCUUGAAGACAAUGGCGGCGACGAAGAGGAACACUCCAGGCUUACUAACAUCGGCUGUGCCCAGGGCAACGUUGAACGACGAGGAACUGAAGAUGCACGUGUACAAGAAAACGCUGCAGGCGAUGAUCUACCCGAUUUCCUCGACAACGCCGCACAAGUUCGUUACCUGGACAGCCACGUCGCCGACCUACUGCUACGAGUGCGAAGGACUUCUCUGGGGUAUUGCUCGACAAGGGGUGCGGUGUACCGAGUGCGGAGUCAAGUGCCACGAAAAGUGCAAGGACCUCCUCAACGCCGACUGCUUGCAGAGAGCGGCCGAGAAAAGCUCGAAGCACGGGGCCGAGGAUAAGGCGAACAGCAUCAUCACGGCCAUGAAAGAGCGAAUGAAGCAGAGAGAGCGGGAGAAGCCGGAGAUCUUCGAGCUGAUCCGGUCAGUGUUCGGGGUCGACGAGGAGGCACAUACGGGUCACAUGACGGCGGUGAAGCAGUCGGUUCUGGACGGUACUAGCAAGUGGUCCGCGAAGAUCGCCAUUACAGUGAUCUGCGCUCAGGGGCUGAUCGCGAAAGACAAGAGCGGCACGUCUGAUCCGUACGUGACGGUCCAGGUCGGCAAAGUGAAGAAACGAACCAGGACGAUGCCGAGGGAAUUAAAUCCGGUUUGGCACGAGAAGUUCUACUUCGAGUGUCACAACUCGUCCGAUCGGAUAAAAGUGAGAGUGUGGGACGAGGACAACGACCUGAAGUCGAAGCUGCGGCAAAAGUUGACUCGAGAGAGCGACGAUUUCCUCGGGCAGACCAUCAUCGAGGUGAGGACGCUCAGCGGCGAAAUGGACGUCUGGUACAACCUGGAAAAGAGGACAGACAAGAGCGCGGUGUCCGGCGCGAUUAGGCUGCACAUCAGCGUCGAGAUCAAAGGAGAGGAAAAGGUGGCGCCUUAUCACGUGCAGUAUACAUGUCUGCACGAGAAUCUCUUCCACAGUCUGUGCGAGAAAAACGACGGUGUGGUCGCGUUGCCUCAAGCGAAAGGAGACGACGCCUGGAAGGUCUACUUUGACCCACCUGGCGAGGAACUCGUCGACGAAUUCGCUAUGAGAUACGGCAUCGAGAGUAUCUACCAAGCUAUGACACACUUUCACUGCCUCUCGACGAAAUACCUAUGUCCAGGUGUGCCAGCAGUAAUGUCAACCCUUUUGGCGAACAUAAACGCGUAUUAUGCCCAUACCAGUGCAAGUUCCGCAGUUUCGGCUAGUGAUCGAUUCGCUGCCAGCAAUUUUGGGAAAGAGAAGUUCGUGAAGCUACUGGACCAGCUGCACAACUCGCUAAGGAUCGACCUGUCGAUGUACAGAAACAACUUCCCGGCUUCCAGUCAAGAGAAACUGAUGGACCUGAAGAGCACGGUCGACCUGUUGACCAGCAUCACGUUCUUCCGCAUGAAGGUUCAAGAGUUAUCGAGUCCACCAAGAGCCAGCAUCGUGGUGAAGGAUUGCGUGAAGGCGUGUCUGCGGUCGACGUAUCAGUUCCUGUUCGAGAAUUGUUACGACAUCUACAACAGGGAGUUCCAGGUGGAUCCGAGCGAAGCGAAGAGGGACGCGGAAGACCACGGACCCCAUUUGGAGUCGUUGGACUUCUGGCACAAGCUGAUCGCGUUGAUCGUGUCGGUGAUCGAGGAGGACAAGAACAGUUACGGCCCUGUACUGAAUCAAUUCCCGCAGGAGCUUAACAUUGGUCAACUGUCAGCGGCCACUAUGUGGUCCUUGUUCGCGGUCGACAUGAAGUACGCGCUGGAGGAGCAUGAACAACACAGACUGUGCAAAUCCUCGGCCUACAUGAACCUCCACUUCAAGGUUAAAUGGUUGCACACCAACUACGUGAAGGACGUGCCGCCGUACAAGGGCGCCGUGCCGGAAUAUCCGGCCUGGUUCGAGCCGUUUGUGAUGCAGUGGCUCAACGAGAACGACGACGUCUCACUGGAAUAUCUCCAUGGUGCCUUCAACAGAGACAAGAAGGACGGAUUCCAAAAGAGCAGCGAACACGCGCUGUUCAGCGUCUCCGUCGUCGACGUCUUUACUCAAUUAACUCAAUGCUUCGACGUGGUCUCGAAGCUAGAGUGUCCUGAUCCGGAGAUCUGGAAGAGGUAUAUGAAGAGAUUCGCAAAGACCAUCGUGAAAGUACUGGUUGCGUACGCGGACAUCGUGAAGAAAGAAUUCCCGAGUCAUCUGAAGGAAGAACGUAUCGCUUGCAUUCUCAUGAACAACAUUCAGCAACUUCGAGUGCAGCUGGAGAAGAUGUUCGAGUCGAUGGGUGGAGAGAAGCUGGAAGAAGACGCGGCGAACAUAUUGAAGGAACUUCAACAACAACUGAACGGAGCUCUCGACGAUCUGGCCAUGUUGUUCGCGAAGAGUCUGGAGCCGAGGAUAACAGCGUCGGUGAAAGAACUGGGAGACUUGUUGCUGGCCAUCAAGGGCGGUGGACAGGUUCAGUUGUCGCAACCGGCUCAAAGAAACAACGUAGCCGUGGAAGCUGACGAGGUGCUGCGUCCUCUGAUGGUUCUACUCGACGGAAGUUUGUCGUUGUACGCUGAAUCUUGCGAGAAGACCGUGCUGAAGAGGCUGCUUAAGGAAUUAUGGAAGAUCGUUAUGAGAAUCUUGGAGAAGACGGUCGUGCUUCCACCCAUGUCGGAUAAGAGCAUGAUGUUCAAGAACCUGACGGAUAACGCGAAGAACCUGGCUGCGAACGCGAAGAUAGAAGACAUGUCGAAGCUGUUCAAGAACCACAUGACUGGCAAGCCUGACGUGAAGAAUGCGCUGAGUGGUGUGAUGGAUAUUUCGAAGGAAGUAGAAAAGAACCUGUCACCGAAACAGUGCGCCGUUCUCGAGGUCGCACUGGACACCAUCAAACAAUACUUCCAUGCAGGUGGAAACGGUUUGAAGAAGACGUUCUUGGAGAAAUCGCCAGAACUGCAGAGCUUGCGAUACGCUUUGAGCUUGUACACGCAAACGACGGACACUCUUAUCAAGACCUUCGUCACAUCUCAGGUUAACCAAGUUCCAGAUACCGCUGGUACGGAUGAAGGUUCGGUAGGAGAAGUCAGCAUUCAAGUGGACCUCUUCACGCAUCCUGGAACCGGCGAACAAAAGGUCACCGUGAAAGUGGUUGCCGCGAACGAUCUGAAAUGGCAGCUCGCGACAGGAAUGUUCAGGCCGUACGUCGAAGUGAAUCUGAUCGGUCCAUACUUGACCGGAAAGAAGAGGAAACAGUCGACGAAGUCGAAGAGCAAUAAUUGGUCGCCGCAGUUCAAUGAGAGCUUCGAUUUCAUGAUCGGCAACGAGCAACAGCAGCUCGACUUCUACGAGUUGCACAUCUGCGUGAAGGACUACUGCUUCGCGAGAGAAGACAGGCUAGUCGGUGUGGCGGUGAUGCAGUUGAAGGACAUCGUCGAGGAAGGUUCGUGUGCCUGUUGGUUGUCGCUGGGCAAGCGAAUCCAGAUGGACGAGACCGGCUGGACGAUCCUGAGGAUCCUCUCGCAGAGGAACAACGACGAGAUAGCGAAGGAGUUCGUGAAGCUGAAGAGCGACAUCAGACAGGAAACGCCUCUGCCUAAUCCUACCUGAAGCUCGGAGACGCAGCAUUAAUAGCCGACAGCGAAGCGACAUGCGUCCUUCGAGUUUGGAAAGAGCUCGGAGGUGAAGAAGAAGAGGAGGAGGGGCGUUGUCCACAGGGGAAACUAGAAGCGGUUCGGCCAUCGUUGUCGAGAACGAAGUCCAUGAACAGCGUGUGAGGCGCACACGAAAACACACGUACACGCGUAGACGAGAAAUCGCCGAUGAGAACGAUCGGCCGAAUCCUUUUCGGUUCUAACGAUGUCGGCGAGGGAACGAAAGACGCGUCCGCCUGCUCGACAUCUUUCUUCCUGUUCCCUGAGCAACCGGCUCCCGGUCGAGCGUGUUCUUCUCUCUUUUUUUACGAAUCACACAGAGCUUUAGCCCCGUCCCCUAUCGAACCGAGAGACAAAAGGAAAGCGCGCGAGACAACCGAUCCGAACGAACGGGGACUCGAGCCACCCCCAAACGUUCGUCCGUCGGAAAUAACUAGGAAAAGAAGAAACCGGAAGAGCGGUCCGGCUCUUUCGAGGCUGCUUCGAGGAGAACGACGAUCAAGACGGUGAUCGAUGGACACGGUAAAACACGGAACGGAUUAACAUUCGAACGAGUGCCGUGACGAAGGAGGAUAGAAAGCCUCGGCUGUUCGAGAGUGUUCCGAAAAGACGCGAUACGUGAAAACAGUGCUGCCAGUAUGCAAUAUAUUUGGUAAUAUUCGUAAGGUUAGGAAGAAGGAGUCGUAAAGAAUUUAGUCGUAACGAUUGCGUCUAGCUCGAUCACGCCUUGUCGACGUCCACGGAUACCCCGAUGAAAAAUAAUCGACGUGGCGCAACGAGAACGAAGAAUGAUCGAAUCGGGGUCCGCGGUAGCAAACGAAAGCAUCGCGAAACGGUCGUGGCUUCGAGAUACAGAAAAAAGGGAAUAAUCGUGCUGCAACGAGGAGACGCGAUACCUAUAACAAUAGACCCUCGUGCGAGACGACGUUUUAGGCCGUUUGUUCGGGAAGACGAGUUUACUUGUAGAUACGUGAAACACAUUGUUGACGAAGAAGUUUUUUCUAAUAACAGUUUAAACAUAGCAUUGCGUACGACCAAUAGGCGCGUCACGACGUUACUCGGGUCGCGCCGUUAGUAAUAAAAAUAGGCAUUGUAAUGUAACGUUACGUUCUUAUCGUAAGAAUUAAACAAGAGAUCGUAAGAGUCUGAUUGUUGUGGCGAAUGACGACGAGGUCCGCUCGAAGACUUCGAACACUGUCCGUGAAUCAUCCCUCUAGUCUCGCUUCGAAUACCUUCGACGUCCGAAGAAGAAGAAGAACAACAACAACAUAAAUAAAUAAAAAGAAAACAGAGAUUGCUUCUUCGUCCGCCCUCGAUUUUCCACACGCGUGAAAACAGAGAGCUCGAUCAUUGACGCCGUUUAAGAGGCACCUCGUCCACGAAUCGACGACGCGGCAAACCUUUUCGGAAAUUAAACUUUAUAUCGUUGUAGCUGUAUGGUAAUUAAAACUAAUCAUCUAACUUCGACACUUUCUCCCGACGAUCGUUGCUUUUUGUGUGAGCGAGCCAAACCAAGUAUAUAAACGCGACGAGGUGGAACGCAAGCUUCGAAAACGGACAUUUAAUACUUCUCUGUCCAUUCGCUUGAUAUCUCCAUUGAUAUUACUCUUGUAUAUAGACGAAACGACGUCCGCUCGUGGACGCGGUACACGUUCGGUUUAUCGAUCGAUGGUCGGUGGCUCUCGAACGAAAGACUUCCCCCGAUACGAACUCGAGGAAAUCGAGGGCGGACGGGAGUUAAAUGGUCCCUCGAUCUGCUACAAAUAUACGGUAUACGUGUGUCCUUCGUUUCGGAAAAGUUGGAGACGCUCGUCGAAUCACGCGCGUCGCAGUUAUUCGCACGAAGCUUCGAUCGGAUCUCCCCCGAGAAAACUGUGAACAAACGAAGAAACAGACGAUGAAACUAAACGACGAUGCACAAAAGUUGCACGCGACUUUAAACGAAAAAAAAAGAAUAUCUAAAUGAAUUUCAUUCUCUCCGGCCUUCGCACGGGUCGACCAGACAUACAAUUCCAGAGAUUACAAUGAUUAUAUCCAGCAAACAAGAAAAAAAAGUUUCUACUACGUAGUACGUCUAGAUAUACUUACGUAUUGUGUAUAGUGUCUAAAUGCUGAUGUAGCUGCGAGCGCGGGAUAUUCGUUUGGAGAGAAAGAGAGACGGAUUAGAGAGCCACCCAGGAAAAGGAACGUUCCACGAUCUCAUAAUUAGAUUACAUCGAACCAGGUGUUUUCCCUAUUCGAACGCGUACCUCUACAGAUCAGGCGCAUAGCACUUCGUUCAAUGGUUACGUAAUUUUAUCAAAAUUAUCUCUCGUACACGUAAUUUCGCGUCAAGGACCGUUCCAUCGAACGAGUCGAUGCCUCUUUGAUCCUCGUCGAGAAAACCGUAGGACACUUAUAGCGACACGAUGUUUCGAAUCGUUUCAUUUACGUACACCAUGCUCGGCGCGUACACCAUGUUCCUCGACGCGGUUAGAACGCUUAGAUCUACGUAUACGUGGCUAAAUCUGUGCCGUUCGAUUAGAAAACUCCUGACGAAUUAAUACUCUGAGUGCGCGCGAACUCGUUCGAGGUUAGAGCUGUAAACAUUCGAGUAUUUGAAUAUUUCUUUAUUAGACGAAAUAGAAUAGUAGGCGAGGAACCCGUAAAGGGUUGGAACCUUUCAAUUCGACGAAAGAAUCGCGGGAAACACAAAUAUUGGUAGAUGAACGUUCAAAUAUUUAAGUAUUCGGAGUACUUGAAUCUAAAAUCAAGUAAUAUCGAAUCGAACGAUUCAAAUUUCGAAUAUUCGAAUUCUCGUUACAGCCCUAUUCGAGAUUGUUCUCGAGACGAUUUCGAGUCCGCGAGCAUGCACGCGUUGAAAGGCAGAAAACAAAAGAGGGAAGUAGGAAACGCGAUAAACGUGUGGAGGAAGGAGACAGGAAAUAAGGGAUUAGACAAAGGAAUCUGGGGGGAAGUUGGGUCGAAAGAAACACGGGUCCGCGAUCUCGCCACCAUCUUCAUUUGUAAAAGUGUCUAUUUUCUCCGCUGCCUAAGUACUUACAUACUAAUUGCGAAACAAGGGCUGGCGAAUUCGGUAUCCAGGCCAAGCGUGUCGACGAAACGGGAACGGGCCUUUGUGUUUCCAUUCUGGACACCUUUGAAUUUACGGGUCACCCGGCAAUCGCGCCUCGUCGACGACACUGGCCGUCAAUUUUUCCUCCUACUCUCCGCUUCGAUUAAUAUCUCGUAAGCUUAAUGAAAAUAUCUCGUGUAUUCUGUGAUAAUUACCCCUUUAAACUACACACACACGUCUACACACACAGAGACAUUACACACACGCGCGUGUUUCUCGAGCACUCACACGAGCGUACCUCACGAACACGGACACUUACAUACACACGCGUCCAUAACGACACUAUCGCACGUGAUUACACCGAUCCCAAUAGCAACAGUAUUUUUCUCUUUUAAACGACAUUUCGAUUUCUAUUCUCUAUACUCGUUAAACGUCCGAAGAGUCUCGUCGGUGUGUGAGAACGAAGGUACCGCGGUUAUCGUCAACCGGGACGGUGAUAAGAACAACACGGAUACGAUGCCAAGAAAGGGGAUGCAUCUCGAUGGACAUAUCGAGCGACGACAAGGUAUUUUUGAGAGAAGCAACAAUUUUCACGCAAUUAGAGGGAAAUAGAAAUUUUCUUUUCUCAUCUUACUACCCUUUUGUCUCGGAAUAAAAGAUACUUUUUUCCAUUCUUGUUCGGACAGAUCAAAAUGAUCGGAAGACUCUAAUUGGACUUGCAUUCGAUUUGAAUUAUAGAUACGCCUAAAAAAACAUAAUUUAAAGAAUUAAUAUUGUUACGAUGUUACUAUUCACACGGGUAUUGUUAUUAGAAAAUGGUACAUUCUAUGCGCGUUGUUUAUCUAUGGAUUUUUGAAGAUAGUGCUAGCUUUCGGUCUGUAAAUUUUGAAACUUUGAACUUAAGACGGAAAACAGUCCCCGAAGGGUUACGGUACGUUGAUGAAAAUACAUAUCUCGUGUAAAAUGUCUUUAGGUUGUUGCAUGUUAAAUGAUCAAUUCUGUAACAAGAAGUUUCUGAAAGUAUAAAAAUGUUACCUUUAUCGCGUCAAUUGAAAAGAAAUUUUAAUUAAAAUAAUUGCGUGAACGCCGAUUGUCCAUUUUAACAAAUAAAUCAGAGUAAAAUUUAUUCAAAAACAUUUCUAAUUGAAAGUUAUCGACAAUUUAAUACGAUUUUUAUAAAAAGUGUACUUAAAAACCUGCAUCAUGUUCAUACUCUUUCAAUGUAUUUAAUUCUAACGAGAAUAAUAUAUCUUUGAAGUUACUUAAAUAAAUCUAGCAUUUCAAGUGCAACAGCCUAGUGACCGACGGUAAAAAGAGUAUAAAACUUGUAUAUACUUUUUCCUGUGAUUGAUCUCGUUGCGUGAAUCGAUUUAUCGUUUUCGAAAGUGCAAGGGAGGAGUAUCGGAGCAAAAGAAAGAAAAAUGGGACAUGUAACAAUGGAAUAGGGUCAAGUGUUCCGUAGUUCUUAUUCGACGAGAGCGCGACAUGUCACCGCGCGUACUUUUGUGUCCGGUAGCCGACCACAGGCGCAGAACCAAAAGAAAGGGGAAUAAUUCAAAGCAUCAGACUCUAGAUUUGCUGUAUCGCGGGAGCGUGUAGCAGAGGAAACCAUUUAACGAAAGCAGAAGGGACAAAAAAAAA